UGUAAAAUGGCCGUCGUAGUGUCAUCCUUUCGUCAGUUCUCGUAAAAAUUUAUCCUUUUUACACCCUGAAAUUUAAUAUUUUGAGUCAAGAUUCACUUGGAAUUUAAGUUUGAGGUAUAGAGAAGCCACAUAGUAAGUGAUUUUCCAUUUGAGUAAGUCUAAGUGGAAAAAUUCGAUUGGAAAGAAGCGAAUGUAGAGAAAGAAAGGCUGGCGAGCCUGUGUUCCAACUUGUUAUCGUUGAAAACAGUUUUAAUCCAUCUGUAAGUAGAAAUCUUGAAAUAUCUGCGUCAGUGUAAGGUGGCAGGGGCCUACGGGCGUCCUGGGUAGUGGCCUAAUACGGGAAUUACUUCACCUAGCGCUCAACUCGCUGGCAUCCUGAAGAAAUGGAGAGUUCAGCAAGGCGGCUGAUGUGUGGAUUUGGCACAAACUUACUUUUUGUGCCCUUGUAGACCUUCGAUGGAGUCUUAAAGUCCGCUUCGAUGCCAAGAUGGACUCCUUCCUGGGCAACACGCGGCCAUUCUUCCAAGGGUUGCCGACUUCCACUCGUGGAUAUGAUGGAUCCACACUGGAGGACCAAACCCAUGCUCCGCCCACACCCACCCCCCCGGCCACGCCCACACUGCCACCUGCCCACGUCUACCAUCCCUACCAGCACCCAUCAAGUGUCCCAGGUGCUGCGACGGCCACUAGUCUACCUGGUCUGCUGCCUCCUAGCCGACCCAUUACACCUGCUACUCCCUCACACAAGCUUCCAGACCAUACACAAGCUGCCUCGCCGUACAGUGUAGUGUCUUUCUUACAACCACAUACCACCAAAGCUUCCACUAAUGAGGCACGCUAUCUGGCUCACCUUGAGCAAUUACGCCAGGCAGCUGCAGCGGCAACGGCCGCAACUCCAUCAAGAUCUUCUAAUACCUUACAUGAUUCGCGGAUGCCAGUGCGUCCAUAUAACAACCAACCAUCUCUUGUAACAGAUCCUCGCAUGCCAACUCGACCAUAUAUUGCCCAGUCGACUCUGUCCCCAGAAAGCCGCACACUUCCUCGUCUAUACACCACACAAGCUCCCAGUGCAGCAGAAUUACGGCCAACUCGACCAUACAGCACACAUUCUGGCGUAAAGGGAGACUCUAAAAUUCCUGCACGGCCGUAUAGCACUCAGUCUGCUCCUUCCAGUGACAUGAGGACGUAUUCUCAUCCGUUUAUCCCUCAGUCCCUUGCUACAGAUUGCCGAAGUCAUUUGGAAAGUAAAUAUCCCCCUAAAAGCGAGUCUAGGUCAGACCUUCGGGCACUUGAGACUCGCUCUGAUCCAAGAGCAGACUUCAGGCAUGAACAGUGGGGUCAGCUGUAUAGGGCUCCUGAAGCCAAGCCCUUGGAGAAAUUGGCGCCUUCCGUCCACAUCUCUGUAACCCCUAUCAGUGUGAACGGCUCCAAUGAUGCUCUUUAUUUAGGAAAGAAACCUGAUGAUAUAAGUUUAAGACGAUCAGAAGAUCAAUAUAUUAGAAAUGUAGAAACCUUGCAAGUCAAUGGGUCACGGGAUUCAUUGUAUCCAAAUGGUUCUCAUAGCUCCUAUUCCUCCGACAAACAGAGAGAAUCUUCAAGAGAAAAACAAGCAGAUUCACGACUAAAGGAAGAUUCUGCCCUAGAUCUGUCUGUAAAAACUGUAAGGCAAAUUCCUGACUCAACUGCUCCAGAUCCUGAAAAAAGUUUUAAUGCUUCUCUUAUGGGUGAAGUGACUAUUCAGAAAAUAUCCCAAAGUGAUCUUCUCGCGUGCACGUCGGGCUCUCUCUCUGUCACUUCGCCAGAUAAGGCUAAUAGUAAUUCAAUAUCAUGUCCUAGAGAUCUUUCCAGGGUUACUGCUCCAAGCAUUUCAGGGACUCCGAGGGCAACACCUCCAAGUCAAAUAGCCUUACAGUAUGGGAUAAAUGGUUCCCCUAGUCCUCUGUCAUCAUCCAGCUCACUGGUGCGGGCGUCCCACGUGGUGCCCUCCGCCAAGCGGGCGGGCGACCCGGCCUAUUUUGAAAACUACGCCAAACUUCCUCGAAGAAGUCAUACACCGCCUAUGAAGUCGGCCAUCCCAUCCCGGCAGAUGGCUGAUGUUAGUUUACCCAUUCAUCAACAUAAUAAAUCUUUAUACAGUGGGCACAAAGACUCCUUAUCAGAUCAGAAUCGUGGCCUCCAUCUCCUGGCAGCUGCAACGCUGAAAACUGAACAUGAUAUCCGGUUUGGCAGAGAACCUGUCACUGGUAGAAGACAACCCAACAUCAAUAGCAGAGAUGUAAAUCAAUGGAGAGAUAUUAGUUUAGAAAGAAUGAAUAGAAAUUCCAGUUUAGAGAGGAGAGACUUUAGCAUCGAAAGAAGAGAUCCAAGUUUAGAAAGAAGAGAUCCAUGUUUAGAGAGAAGAGAUCCAGGUUUAGAGAGAAGAGAUCCAGGUUUAGAAAGAAGAGAUCCAAGCCUAGAAAGAAGGGAUCCAAGCUUAAAAAGAAGGGAUCCGAGCCUAGAAAGAAGAGAUCCCGGCCUAGAAAGAAGAGAUCCGAGCCUUGAAAGAAGAGAUCCCGGCCUAGAAAGAAGAGAUCCGAGCCUUGAAAGAAGAGAUCCCGGCCUAGAAAGAAGAGAUCCGAGCUUUGAAAGAAGAGAUCCCGGCCUAGAAAGAAGAGAUCCGAGCCUUGAAAGAAGAGAUCCGGGCCUAGAAAGAAGAGAUACAAGCCUAGAAAGAAGAGAUACAAGCCUUGAAAGAAGAGAUACAAGCCUUGAAAGAAGAGAUACAAGCCUUGAAAGAAGUCUUGAACUGAAAGAAUUAAGCUUAGAAAAAUGGAAUCUUAACUCUGUUAUGGAUCAAAAGUAUAUGCAUAACAAGCAUUCAGACGCUUUUGAUCCUUAUAGAGUCUGGGUAAAUACUUCUGAGCAGUCCAACCCUAACAGUGAUAACGGCAAGUAUUUACCAGGACAGUACCCUAUACCAGCUUCCGUCCCCUCCACUUUACCUCAUCAAGGUUCAAGGGUUUCUUCUGCUCAACCUUCCCAUCCUUACUCAACUUAUGGACGUCCUCCAGACACAAGGCUACCUCAGACACCCUAUUCCCAGUCGACACAUACUGCUGCUCCCGUGCAGCACUCGCAAGUGAGCGUGGAACAGUCACCACAUGGCAAAAUGCAUCAGACAUAUACCCAGAGCAGAAUGCUACAGGCUUCAUCAGCACACAGUAGUGGGCACUGUUCUCAGUCCCCCGUUACUACAUGUGUCACACAGUCUUAUCAGCAUCCAUAUACAGCAAGCCAGCAACAGAGGCAUCAGCAACAACGGUCAGGCCACACACAGCAUUCAUCAUUUACUAUUCCUCACUCCACAAAAUCAGCAGCUUCUCUACCACCGCCACAUUUCAUGCCCCAGCAGUCAGCCCAUCAAGCAUAUUUAUAUGCCCAACAGCGUAAUGAAUCAUCUCAUGCCUUGUACGCAGCCAAGCGAUCAAAUCAAACAUCUCCUCAUCCGUCUGGUUCGCCACAGUCUUCAGUAUCUCCACAUCCUUCCAUGUCACCACAUUUAGCAGCAUCACCUCAUUCGUCCGCUUCUCCACAUCCAGUAGCAGCAUCACCACGCUCUGGUGUCUCUCCUCAUCCAUCCCAACAGGGUAGAACUCCUCAGUCUUCACCACAUCCUGCUCAGAAACUUCCGGCAAGCUCUCCAGCCCAACAUUCAAGCCAUGCCUAUCCAGGAAGUCUCCCUCCUAGUCCAUAUUCAGGUCACCAGACCUACCCACCGCACUCCACUCCACCCUCUAGACCACCAUCAGCAGCAGCCCAGUCUGUUCAUUCGAACCAUCCAUCUAAAAUGCCAGCUUCACAAGCCUCUCAACCCCUAGCUUCUCACCUAUCACAGUCUAAUGUUAAUCGAUCUACUGAGCCUCACACAGUUCAGUACACAGAGGAUCAUGCGCCUCAGGGUUACCCAUCGCAAGCACAUACACAACUACAGUCGCAUCUUUUGCAUGGUGUUCCUCCGCAGUCUCAUCCCUCUCAGGUGUGUCCCCCACACACUCACAGCUCUCACUCUCAUCACCUUCAGACCCAGCCUCACACUUCUCAAGCUUAUCAUUAUCCACUGCAGGGUCAUCCCUAUACUUCUCAAGUUCCUCAUCAUUCCCAGCUCUCCCCUCAUCCCUCACAAGCUCCUCAGCAUCCCUCACAAGCUGCUCUUCAGUCUCCCCAAGGUACUCCCAAUUAUUCCCAAGCACUUGCCCAUCCUUCACACGGUCACUCGAAUUCUUCACAAGCCAUAUCUCCGUCUCAUUCUUAUUUGCCUCAGGCACCUCAUGCUGCUCAUUCUUCACAAGCUCCUCUACAUACAUCUCUUUACUCUACCAGAGCUUCUCCACACUCCUCUCAAGCUUCCGCUCAUAUUUCCCAAGCUUCCGCUCAUAUUUCCCAAGCUUCUCCAUAUACUUCACAAGCUUCCUUACACACUUCUCAAGCUCCCACACAAUCUUCUCAGACUUCCACAUACUCUCCCCAAUAUUCUCAGUCUCCUUCCCAAUAUUCUCAAGCUCCUUCCCAUUAUUCUCAAGCUUCUUCCCAUUAUUCUCAAGCUUCUUCCCAAUAUUCUCAAGCUUCUUCCCAAUAUUCUCAGGCUCCUUCCCAAUAUUCUCAGGCUCCUUCCCAAUAUUCUCAGGCUCCUUCCCAAUAUUCUCAAGCUUCUUCUCAAUAUUCCCAAGUUUCUCAGCAUUCUCAAGCUUCUUCCCAAUAUUCUCAAGCUCCACCUCACUCAUCUCACGCCCCACUCCACUCCUCACAAGCCCCUCCUCACUUCUCACAAGCCUCGCCUCACUCUUUACAAGUACCACCCCUCUCCUUGCAAGCUCCCACCUAUCCCUCCCAAGCCCCGCCUCACUCCUCACAAGCCCCGCCUCACUCCUCACAAGCCCCGCCUCACUCCUCACAAGCCCCGCCUCACUCCUCACAAGCCCCGCCUCACUCCUCACAACAACCCCGCCUCACUCCUCACAAGCCCCGCCUCACUCCUCACAAGCCCCGCCUCACUCCUCACAAGCCCCAUCCCAAGCCCCUCCCCACUCCUCGCAGGCCCUUCCCCACUCCUCCCAGGCCCCACCUCACUCCCAGGCCCCGCCUCACUCCUCCCAGGCCCCGCCUCACUCCUCCCAGGCCCCGCCUCACUCCUCCCAGGCCCCGCCUCACUCCUCCCAGGCCCCGCCUCACUCCUCACAGGCCCCGCCUCACUCUUCCCAGGCCCCGCCUCACUCCUCCCAGGCCCCGCCUCACUCCUCCUCAGGCCCCGCCUCACUCUUCCCAGGCCCCGCCUCACUCCUCACAGGCCCCGCCUCACUCCUCCCAGGCCCCGCCUCACUCUUCCCAGGCCCCGCCUCACUCUUCCCAGGCCCCGCCUCACUCUUCCCAGGCCCCGCCUCACUCCUCCCAGGCCAAGCCCCAGCCCUCCCAGGCCAAACCCCAGCCCUCGGAAGUCCCUCCCCAGCCCUCAGAAGUCCCUCCCCAGUCCACAGAGGUUCUGCCCCAGUCCUCAGAUAACCCACCCCAGUCCUCGGAUGCCCCACCCAAGUCCACGAAAGUCCCACCCCAGUCCUCGGAAGUCCCACCCCAGUCCUCGGAAGUCCCACCCCAGUCCUCAGAAACCCCACCCCAGUCUUCGCAAGCCCCAACCCAGUCCUCGGGAGCCCCACCCGAGUCCUCGGAAGCCCUACCCGAGUCCUCGGAAGCCCUACCCCAGUCCUCGGAAGCCCUACCCCAGUCCUCGGAAACCCCAGCCAAGUCCUCGGAAGCCCCACUCCAAUCCCCGAAAGCCCCGACCCAGUCCCCGCAAGCCCCGCCCAAGUCCCCGCAAGCCCCGCCCAAGUCCCCGCAAGCCCCGACCCAGUCCCCGCAAGCCCCGACCCAGUCCCCGCAAGCCCCGACCCAGUCCCCGCAAGCCCCGACCCAGUCCCCGCAAGCCCCGACCCAGUCCCCGCAAGCCCCAACCCAGUCCCCGCAAGCCCCGACCCAGUCCCCGCAAGCCCCGACCCAGUCCCUGCAAGUCCCAAUCCAGUCCCCGCAAGCCCCAACCCAGUCCUCGCAAGCCCCGCCCCAGUCCUCGCAAGCCCCGCCCCAGUCCUCGCAAGCCCCGCCCCAGUCCUCUGAAACCCCUCCUCAUAUUUCCCAAGCUCCUCAUCCUGCCCAAGCUCCUCAUCCUUCCCAAGCUCCUCAUCCUGCCCAAGCUCCUCAUCCUUCCCAAGCUCCUCAUCCUGCCCAACCUCCUCAUCCUUCCCAACCUCCUCAUCCUUCCCAACCUCCUCAUCCUUCCCAACAUCCUCAUCCUUCCCAACAUCCUCAUCCUUCCCAACAUCCUCAUCCAUCCCAAUCCUUCCCAAGCUCCUCAUCCUUCCCAAGCUCCUCAUCCUUCCCAACAUCCUCAUCCUUCCCAAGCUCCUCAUCCUUCCCAACAUCCUCAUCCUUCCCAACAUCCUCAUCCUUCCCAACAUCCUCAUCCUUCCCAACAUCCUCAUCCUUCCCAAGCUCCUCAUCCUUCCCAACAUCCUCAUCCUUCCCAAGCUCCUCAUCCUUCCCAAGCUCCUCAUCCUUCCCAAGCUCCUCAUCCUGCCCAAGCUCCUCAUCCUUCCCAACAUCCUAAUCCUUCCCAAGCUCCUCAUCCUUCCCAGCAUCCUCAUCCUGCCCAAGCUCCUCAUCCUUCCCAAGCUCCUCAUCCUUCCCAAGCUCCUCAUCCUUCCCAAGCUCCUCAUCCUGCCCAAGCUCCUCAUCCUUCACAAAAUUCUCAUCCUACCCAAGCUCCUCAUCCUUCGCAAGCUCCUCAUCCUUCCCAAGCUCCUCAUCCUGCCCAAGCUCCUCAUCCUUCACAAAAUUCUCAUCCUGCCCAAGCUCCUCAUCCUUCGCAAGCUCCUCAUCCUGCCCAAGCUCCUCAUCCUGCCCAAGCUCCUCAUCCUGCCCAAGCUUCUCAUCCUUCCCAAGCUUCUCAUCCUGCCCAAGCUUCUCAUCCUGCCCGAGCUCCUCAUCCUACCCGAGCUCCUCAUCCAUAUCAAGCGCCACAUCCUUACCAAGCUCCUCUCUAUUCUUCCCAUCAUUCCCAUCCUUCACAGGCUUUUUCCUAUCCUCCCCAUCCUUCCCAGAUCCCUCCCCAGUCUCCACAAGCCCAUCCUCAUCCUUCCCAAGCCCCUCCCCAUCCUUCCCAAGCUCCUCCCCAUCCUUCCCAAGCCCCUCCCCAUCCUUC
Molecule: messenger RNA, 7225 nt
Organism: Procambarus clarkii (red swamp crayfish)
Lineage: Eukaryota; Metazoa; Arthropoda; Malacostraca; Decapoda; Cambaridae
Source: RefSeq, a predicted model, not a curated record